CUCUCUCUCUCUCUCUCUCUCAGUUCCCCAUUUCUUUGCCCCUGGCACGGUUAGGUGGGGCUGCUCAACUUCUUUUUGUCAGAUUGAUUCCCUUGCAAACCCCCGGCCCGGGCCCCCAAUCCUACAGUGUUGACAAAAAAACAAAAAAGGCCUUAAUAAGCAGAGAAUAAAAGCCUCCCUACAGUCACUAACAAAUCACUAAUAGAUAGAAUACAAAAACACACGGACACACACACACAACUCUUUACUUAUCUUUACUUCAUUCUCUCUUUAGUCCAAAAUUUGUUGUCUAUAAGGAGUUACUUGUUGUGCCUACUUGUUUCUUCCCUUUCCCAUAUGAAGACAGUCACAGCGAAGAGCCCCCACGAUUCUUCUUCUUUCUCCUUCUCUAGGAGAUAUUUCAACUGGAAAAAGAAGGUUGAAGAUGAUGAUGACGAGGAAGAAAUCCUAACCCACAGCUCCUCUUGGCAUUUUUGUGCGCAAGCCAAAGAAGCAGAGGAGCUCCGAAUCCCAGUCCCAUGUCAAGUUUCUUUAGUUCCAACACCAAGAAAGAAGCUGCCAACUAUAGCAGUUUCUAAGCUUCGGUCAGCUCUCAAUUUGUUUGGUAAGAACCGAUCAGCCUACCGUUCGGCUUUAGGCACCAGAGUUGUAGGAACCCUGUUCGGAUACCGGCGUGGGCACGUCCAUUUUGCUUUUCAAGAAGAAGCAAAAUUAAGUCCAGCAUUUUUAAUCCAACUUGCAACAUCAACAAGUGUUUUGGUUCGGGAAAUGGCUUCUGGAUUGGUUAGAAUUGCCUUAGAGUGUGAAAAGAAGAUAGGGAAAAAAGGGGUGAAGUUGCUAGAGGAGUCUGUUUGGAGGACUUACUGCAAUGGCAAGAAAUGUGGGUUCGCAAUAAGGCGUGAAUGUGGACCGGAGGAGUGGAAAGUGUUGAAGACGGUGGAGCCAAUUUCAAUGGGUGCUGGUGUGCUACCAGGAUAUUGCAAUGGGAAUGGAGCUGGGUCUGAGGGUGAGCUGAUGUACAUGAGAGCUAGGUUCGAAAGGGUUGUUGGGUCAAAAGACUCGGAAGCCUUUUACAUGAUGAAUCCUGAUGGUACCGGAGGCCCUGAACUCAGUGUUUAUCUGCUUAGAGUUUAGAUUUGAGUUUUGAUAAUGAUGACAGUGUCUUAAGAUCCGCUAGGCUGUAGAAUUUUUUUUUUCUUUUGCAAAGCGCUAGGCUUUAGAUUUUGUUGUUAAGCAAUGAAGAGGUAACGUGGAGGUUUGGUUUUCCAUUUAUUUUGCCUUAUUCCUCAUAUUAAUGGAAAUGGCGAGCAUGGGUUGCAAUUUGUUGUCUCAUGCCAAAUAAAGCUACCUUUUAGCUAGUGGAAGGAAAUGGGCAAUGGCAUGAAUGUGAUUAUUUGACAGGGUAUAUCUAUGUAUAGCUUCUUUCUCAUUUUUUUGGGAGUAAUGUCUCUUCUUUUAAACUUAUUUGAUUUCAUCUUCCGUUGCGGGAAAAAUCUUGUCGUUUAGGAUGAACAUUCUAAUUUUCGCUCGAGUUGGAAAGUGAAACCUGUUACUAAAUAUUCAUUCUAUUAUACUACUGUAAGUUUUUUUUUAAAUUUGUCAUCAUCAAAUACUUAUAGUGGAAGCCUGCUCCUCUAACAGUUACUAACAUGUCACAAUGAUCGUUGUAGGAAUCAAAUAACGUCUUUUUCUCUUCUCAAUCCAAUUAAGUCUGGAUGAGAUGAGAUGAACGAAACACAAUAUCUGUUUUCUGUUUCCUCGAUAAGGUUUUCAUCAAGUAGAAAAUUUGCAGCAGAUUCAUAGCACAGAUAUUGCUGUCGGAGUCAGAUUAUGUGAAGGACAUUAACCUCAAAAGUUAUUAAUAUUAGGACAUUGUUUUGUGUUAUUUAUCCCGUUGAUUACUUAGUCCUAGUACCUACUCCGUAAGUAUCUUUCUUGCAUUUCAAAAUUUUAAACGAAAAGGGUGAAUCAAAC
Messenger RNA from Durio zibethinus, 1974 nucleotides. The record is from RefSeq and is a predicted model, not a curated record. NCBI's taxonomy places the organism in Eukaryota, Viridiplantae, Streptophyta, Magnoliopsida, Malvales, Malvaceae.